Fonticula alba is the source of this 1779-nucleotide messenger RNA. RefSeq lists its product as hypothetical. Gene Ontology annotation, molecular function: protein binding. The record is from RefSeq and is a predicted model, not a curated record. Lineage: Eukaryota; Rotosphaerida; Fonticulaceae. The transcript has 7 exons. Bases 1 to 1467 code for a protein of 488 amino acids.
AUGCUUCCCUCGGCUGACUUGCCAGCCGACUGGCCGUCCGGCUCGUCAACCGCCGGCCAGCCGGCCAGCCAGUCGUGCGAUCCACAGGAUCAGCAGCAGCAGCAGGACCAGCAGCAGCAGCAGGACCAGCAACAGCAGCAGGACCAGCACCGAGAUGCCGUGGCUUCCUGGUUGACUGGGUUCUCGCUGGCUCCCGAGCCGGCUGCCUGCCUGGCUGUGCGGUGGUCGGUCUCCGGUGUUGGCACUCCGGCCACCGGAGAUGUGGUGGCCGAUCGCCAGGCCCCACGCCCUCCUGGCCAGCCCUCCUAUAUCACCUCGCCGGGCCUGUCGCUGUGCGAGUGGUCUCCCUGCGGGUAUUACCUGUUGUCAGCCCAGUCCCUGUCGUUGGCGGUCCAUAGCCCGGACUUCUCUUCGCUGGCCACCAGCCCGGGAUUCGAGCCGGAUUUCGCCCAGCCCCCUCAAUGCACCAGCUACAAGGCAGCCACGACCGCCGGCGGCGCGGCAAUCGGCCCUCCCCUGUCACUUUUCCGCUCCCCAUCGGCCCUCCUCGAUGCCCAGUGGUGCCCGACUGCAUCAACCAGCCUCUAUGCCAUCAGUGCUCGGGAUCUGCCGGUUCAGCUGCGCGAUCUGUCCGGCCAGGUUCGCUUUUCCAUCGCGGCCAAGAACCAAUAUGACGAAAUCGAAGCCCCGGCACGCUUGGCCUUCUCGCCCGACUCGCUGUCCAUGUACCUCACCUCGGACGCCGCCUUUCAAAAGUAUGACACAUACUCCGGCCAGCAGCUCGGCGCGUGGGCCACACGGCCUUCUCGCAAGUCCCGCGAGGGCAUCGGAGGCCUUCUUACGGGGCUGGCCGUGCAUCCGACCAUCGGUGGAUUGGUGGCGGUGGGAUCGCAAGCCGGCGGUGUGACAGUGUACUCGACGGCCGACGCCUCAGGCCGGCUUGGGAAAAAGGUUUUCACCGACCCGGCGGCCUUCCGGGCUGGUGCCUCGUCUACCGGCGCCGCCGGGGUCGGGGUGUCGCACCUGGCUUUCGAUGGCGGGGGCCGCCCAUGGCGGCUGUUCGGGGCGUGUCGUCGGGGGGUCGGCUCCCCGGGCGAUGAGGCUGUUGUGGCCGAGUGGGACAUUCGGGCGGCCAGUCAGCCGGUACGGGUGUACCGCGUGCCGGCCAGGCCCGGCGACCGCCCCGGCCAGGCACCCAGCCGGCCAUCCGGCGUGCGCGGCCGGAAUUCCUUCGCUCUGGAGUCGCCGGCCCGGGGGGCGCGGCACCUUCUCCUGGCCUCGCCCGGCCAUGGGGCCCUGCUUUUUGACACCCUGCAGGCCGAGUCAGAGCAGCCUCCCAGCCCGAUCGAGGUGAUUCGCCGGUCGGACGAUUGUGCGGCCGAUCUGUUGUUCCCCCUCGCCAUCCCCGUGCUUUCCGGCUGCUGGGCAGCGCAAACUGACAUGCUCCGCGUCUCCUCGCCUGCUUGAUCGCACUCGCUUUUGGCCAGCUGGCGGCGGGACAUACACACCCAAUGCCUCGAUUGCCUGGAAUCCCACCAAUCCCAGCCUCCUGGCCCUGGCGCAGCCAUGCCCCUUCACAGCGCCACGGCCCGGCGAGGCGGAGGAGGAUGACGCUGACGACGCCGGCAUUCUGCAGGAUCACCUGCAUGCGCUGUCAGUGCACCGGCUUGCGGGCACCUGGCCUGAGUCGGCAUGCUGACACCGCGCCAUGUGUCGCCUCCCCCUCCACCCGUGGCAUCCGGACAAAGAAAAGAAAAUACAAACAGAUCACACUUUGCG